AUGAAGGAAGUGCAAGUGGCGGAGGCCAGAGCCUUCUACGGGUUCCAGAUCGCGAUCGAGAACAUCCACUCCGAGAUGUACAACCUCCUCCUCGAGACCUACAUCAAGGACUCCGACGAGAAGAUCCGCCUCUUUCGCGCCAUCGAGACGGUGCCUUGUGUGGCCAAGAAGGCCCAGUGGGCCUUGAAGUGGAUCGACGGCGGGGAAUCGUUUGCCUAG
Molecule: messenger RNA, 219 nt
Organism: Linum tenue
Lineage: Eukaryota; Viridiplantae; Streptophyta; Magnoliopsida; Malpighiales; Linaceae
Source: the annotation of a GenBank genome assembly